Molecule: messenger RNA, 2744 nt
Organism: Sinocyclocheilus grahami
Lineage: Eukaryota; Metazoa; Chordata; Actinopteri; Cypriniformes; Cyprinidae
Product: protein broad-minded-like
Exons: 26
Biological process (GO): non-motile cilium assembly
Source: RefSeq, a predicted model, not a curated record
AUGUUUUCAUUGUAUAAACAGAUGAUGCAGACUCUGAAACAGACCAUGAUGGUGGUUGUGGAAUCACUGAUCAAUAAAUUUGAGGAAGAUCAGCUGAAGAAAGAGGAAAUGGACAGGAAGAGCCAACAUGAGCAGUCAAGCAGCAAUUACACUGACAACUGCUCUGACAGUGACUCUUCAUUCAAUCAGAGCUAUGCAUUUAUCAAGCAUGAACAACUGCAAGUCAUCGCUGAGAAGCUUGACCCCGGUAGACCACGAGAGGUUCGCUUGGAAGCUUUGCAGUCAUUGUGCUAUGCCCCUCCCUCUGAUGUCCUGAGCUGUGAAAGCUGGACUGGACUGCGCCGAAACCUCUCUGCUGCGCUCACUGACCCUGACCCUGAGCUCAGCGAUAAAGUCCUUCAAUUUUUUGCAAAAACAUUUUCGUCUUCUCCGUUAAAUGUGACUAAGGAUGUCUACAGUAGCAUAGCGAAAAGCUUGGAGGCUCAUUUCCUCUACCAUAAGUUGAGUUUUCCCAGCGGCUCUACAAGUAUUGAUGCGAACAGACCAGAUAUGGCCCGUCUCCUCAAACAAAUGCGAUUGAUGAAUGACUUUCAGAAGGAAGUGACAACAUUUUGGAUACGACAUCCAGAGAAGUAUAUGGAGGAAAUCAUUGAGAACACCCUCUCUCUUCUCGCUCUGCAUUCUGAACAGGCCAUGAGCAGUCCCGGCUCAGAGAAAUCCUUGGAGCCUAUACACUUAAUCUCUCUGCUGGAUAUCAAAGCCACCUGGUUUAAGAAAUGGAUGCAUGGCUACUACAGCAGAACCGUUGUAUUAAGACUUCUUGAGAGGAAAUACAAGUCUUUGAUUGUUAAUGCUCUGCAGCAGUGCAUUUAUUACUUUGAUUCCUGGGAUUCAGUUAAAGAAGAAACUUUGGAAAUUAUCCACAGCUUGGAACAUCAGCAGAUUGGCCCUGCUCGAAGAACUCUCUACACUUCUAAAGAGCUGGAGUUUGUUUAUUUCCUUCACUCGCUGUGCGUGCUCGGGAGGCUUGUGAUCUACACUAAUGGAAGGAAACUUUUUCCCAUUAAAGUGAAGAAGCGGAUAGAUCCGGUAACUUUGACCGACUUGGUUGUGAUUCUGAUCAAUAUCAUGUACCAACACCCAAAACCAUCCUGUGAUGAGACGACACAUGCAGACUCCCUGUCCCCCACUAAUCUUGUGAUGGAGGUGUUAAGGACCCUGUGUGACCGCACUGAGUGUGCUGUGGAGUGUCUCUACCAAAUUCCUGUUAUAGAAACUCUGCUGGCUCCUGUUAUCACCCUGCUCAAAGGAAAGCUGCCCAAAUUAAAUUACCUAGAAAGUGCCUUGACUCACAUAGCAGACACGCUGGCGAGGAUCGCUACCACUGAACGAGGUUUAUCACUCCUGCUUUAUGACAGAAGUCUCAUCUCGUUUACCCAGAGGCUGUUGGCAAAAGAGCUGCAUUUGUUCAGCGAGCUGGAGAUUCCUCCUGCCGUGAGCGGGGCCUUCAUCUUUGUCUGUCGGCAGAUGUACAACACCUGCGAGGGGCUGCAAGUUCUGCGGCCAUACAGCCUGCAUGAGUGCAUCGCUAAAGCCUGGAGAAAGACAAGCUCAAUGUCGGAGAGAGUUCCCACUCCUGUUCCUGGAGCUCCCCCAGCGAUCGCUUCCCAGGAGCUGCUGAACGUGGUGGCCUGGGAAGAGAUGCUCUUGGACAAUCUGCUGAAUUUUGCUGCCACACCAAAAGGACUGCUGCUCCUCCAACAGACUGGAGCCAUCGAUGAGUGUGUCACCUACAUGUUCUCAAGAUUCACCAAAAAACUACAGGUCAGCAGGUGUGAGAAGUUUGGUUAUGGUGUAAUGGUGACCCAGGUGGCCACUACAGCCCCAGGCAUCGCGGCUUUGCAAAGCUCAGGAUUUGUCCAAACAAUUGUGGUGGAGUUGUGGUCAGCCUUGGAGUGUGGUCGAGAGGAUGUAAGGGUGGUCCAUCCUAAAUCUACUCCAAUGGACCCUAUCGACAGGAGCUGUCUUAAGUCCUUCCUGUCUCUAGUGAAUCUGCUUUCUUCACCUCACGCUGUGUGGGAGCUGCUGGGACAUCGAGCGCUUCCUAACAAGAUGGAGUACAAUCUGAGAGAGAUGGCCACAUCAUUUUUAGACCUGAUGGACCGACUCAUCAUUAUUAACUCUGACACGAAGAUUCAUUCCCUUUUCAACUAUGAGCAGUCCCACACGUUUGGCCUGAGGCUCUUGAGCGUGCUGUGCUGUAACCUGGAUUCUUUUCUUCUGCUGGAGUCUCAGUAUAACCUCUCUGAGUUACUGCUGCAGGGUCAGAGGGACAAUGUCACAGAGCCGCCCACAGGUGAAGGUGAAUUCAUCAUCGAUGGACUGUCUGUGGAAAGAAACCAUAUCCUAGUUCGAAUCGGUACAGUUGGUGGUCCAUCUGAGAGAAGACUUCCUCCCAGAGCCCUGCAGAAAUCAGAGAUCAGUGCUUUCUUGGCCUCGUCUAAAGAAACAGAGAGAGAUGCUAGCUGGAUGGAUGACUGCAGAAGACAGUUCUGCAAGAUCAUGGCUACAAACACUCUCACUGGAUACGUACUUGCUGAUCUGUUGGAGAGGGUCGUGCUGCAUCUGUCAUCUUUAUCCACUGACUGCUUCUUUCCACCGGCAGAAUAUAAAGUGGUGGACCACAGUGUAAAGACUCGAAGCCUGUCGUCUGUGGAGCAGUUAGGUGUGGGGAUAUCCCUCAG